Oryzias melastigma (Indian medaka) is the source of this 684-nucleotide messenger RNA. Its product is annotated as deoxynucleoside triphosphate triphosphohydrolase SAMHD1-like. Gene Ontology annotation, molecular function: dGTPase activity. The record is from RefSeq and is a predicted model, not a curated record. The annotation marks the transcript as partial. NCBI's taxonomy places the organism in Eukaryota, Metazoa, Chordata, Actinopteri, Beloniformes, Adrianichthyidae. The transcript has 7 exons. Gene Ontology annotation, cellular component: nucleus. Gene Ontology annotation, biological process: dGTP catabolic process; defense response to virus; regulation of innate immune response.
GUUGAUUGGCCAUAUAAAGGCCGCAAGGUGGAAAAGUCUUUCCUCUAUGAAAUUGUGUCAAACAAGCUAAAUGGGAUCGAUGUGGACAAGUUUGACUACUUCGCCAGGGACUGCCAUCAUCUUGGGAUCAAGAACAAUUUUGACCAUCUGCGCUACUUCAAGUUUGCCAGAGUGGUAGAGGUGGAUAAAGAUCCAAGAAAACACAUCGGCUCAAGAGACAAGGAGGUGGAGGAUCUCUAUAAUUUGUUCCAUUCAAGGAACCUUCUCUACAGACGAGUCUGCCAGCAUAAAGUAACCACUAGUGUACAAAUAAUGAUCAAAGAUGCUCUCUUAAAGGCAAAUGAACACAUUAAGAUUAAGGGCAAAGAUGGAGACCUGUUAACUCUUUCUGCUGCAAAAGAUGACAUGGUGGCCUACACCAAACUGACAGAUCAAGUAACUGAAAGAAUAUGGGCGUUGGACGAUAGUGGGCUGGACAGUGGCGCAGUGGUUAGUUUGAACGACGCAAGAAUGAUACUAGAGGAAAUCAUGAAACGAAAUUUGUACAAGUUGGUUGGUGAAGCCAAGGUUCGACGACUCGACAAGACAAUACCAAAGGAGACAAUUGAGAAACUGGAACAAGAACUGAAAGAAGACUUGACAAAAGAUGAAUUUGAUUUUAAGAGUGGCUUUCUGGAAGUGGUG